This is a messenger RNA of Phoenix dactylifera (date palm), 2180 nucleotides long. Its product is annotated as Tetratricopeptide repeat (TPR)-like superfamily protein. Gene Ontology annotation, molecular function: RNA binding; zinc ion binding; protein binding. NCBI's taxonomy places the organism in Eukaryota, Viridiplantae, Streptophyta, Magnoliopsida, Arecales, Arecaceae. The record is from RefSeq and is a predicted model, not a curated record. Gene Ontology annotation, biological process: RNA modification.
AGAGGGAAUGAAGGAGCGAUGAUAGCUAGAAUAACCUCACCCGUCAAUAUCUGCACGCUCACACACCUUCGCUCCCUCCACGCCUCGCCGCCGCCGCCCACCGACAAAGCCGGCUUCGCUGCCCUCCUCCAGUCCGCCUCGCGCCGGGCCCAUCUCAAGCAAAUACAUGCGCUCCUCCUCACCACGGGCCUCUCCCACAAGAACAGCCUUCUCACCCAGCUCCUCCUCUCCCUCAUCUCCAUCCCCGACAUGGCCUACGCCCGCCGCCUGUUCGACGAUAUGCACAAACCCCGCGUCUUCCUCUGGAACACCCUCAUCCGGGCCUACGCCAGGUCCAACCUCCCCGGCGACGCCAUCGCUCUGUACCACGACAUGCGCCGCCUCGGCGUCCGCCCCGAUAACUUCACCUUCCCUUUCGUGCUCAAAGCCUGCGCCGACCUGCUCGACGUCUGGCUCGGGAUGGCAGUCCAUUCGCUUGUCAUUAAGUUUAGGCUCGUAUGUGAUGCCAUCGUCCGGACUGAGUUGAUGAUCAUGUAUGCGAAGCUCGGCGCUUGCGAUUCGGCUGAGAAUAUAUUCGAAAGCAUGAGCAGCGGCAGCAAAGACUUGGUUGCAUGGAAUGCGUUGAUCAGUUCUUUCACGCAGAGCGGUCAUGCAGAUAAGGCUCUCAGACUCUUUCACCGAAUGGAGUCAGCUGGAGUGAAGCCUGAUUCGAUCACUCUGGUGAGCGCCAUUUCAUCUUGCGCUUAUUUGGGGUGCUUGGAGCAGGGCAGGAGGCUCCACAGGCGCAUCAAGGAGGAGAUGCUUGGGAGCAAUGUCUUCGUCGAGAAUGCCCUCCUUGACAUGUACGCCAAAUGCGGCAGCAUGGAAGAGGCCAGCAAGCUAUUCCGCGAGAUGCAGCAGAAAAGUGUCGUCUCCUGGAGCACCAUGAUCGGAGGGUAUGCGGUUAACGGCGAUAGCCACAGAGCAUUGUCUCUCUUUUCUCGGAUGCAGGAUGACGGGGUGCAGCCGAACCACGUGACGUACCUCGCUGUUCUCUCCGCAUGCAGCCAUGCAGGUUUGGUUAGGGAAGGAAAGGAGUAUUUCGGUCGCAUGCUGGAUCCGAAAGUCGAACAUUAUGCGACGAUGGUCGAUCUUCUCGGACGAUCAGGACAUCUGGAGGAGGCCUAUAGCUUCAUCAAGAGUAUGUCCAUCGAGCCGGACGCCGGUGUUUGGGGUGCUCUGCUAGGGGCUUGCACGAUUCACCAUGACUUGGAGCUUGGCCAGCUUGCUGCAGACGAGGUCCUCAGAUUAGCUCCUGAGAUACCUUCAUAUCGUGUGCUUCUUUCGAACAUCUAUGCGGCUUCUGGGAGGUGGGAUGAUGUUGAGAAGGUUAGGGAGAACAUGAGAGGGAAUCAUGUGAGGAAAGCAGCAGCUUAUAGCUCUGUGGAGUUGGAUGGAGAGGUUUAUUUAUUCCGUGAAGGAUCGCACGGUCCGUGGAGGGAGAUAUACAAGAAGUUGGAUGAGCUAACUACGGUGCUACGAGGAAUGGGUUAUGAGCCGAUUACUGGAGUCGUGCUGCAUGAUGUGGAGUCCGAGGAGAAAGAGGCUGCAGUCAGGACACACAGUGAGAAGCUUGCCAUUGCAUUUGGUCUCACCAGGAUGAAGAGUGCUGGGACUCCAAUAAGGAUCAUGAAGAACCUGAGGGUUUGCAAUGACUGUCAUACGUUCUCUAAGUAUGUUUCCAAAGCACUUGGAAGGGAUAUUAUAAUGAGAGAUAAGAACAGGUUCCACCAUUUCAAAGAUGGCGAGUGUUCCUGCCGGGACUUUUGGUGAUCAGGAAUUUAGGAAGACUUGAAGAGCAGUGUGGAAGAACCAGAGUGUUGGAGUGUGGUUGGGACUAGUAAUUCGGUUCAAUUGUGACCGUCUCUCCAAUGGGUGCUUCAGCACUUGGUGUCAAAAUACUGCUUGCUGAAGGUUAUGGUUACCAUUCUUACUUGGUGUCAAAAUUCAGCAUUAUUCCUACCAUUCUUACCUUCGUUGGCAGGAUAGGAGGUUGAUUUUUAAAGCAAUAAUUGGGAAAAUCAGGUCGGCAGUGGUGAGAACCAAUUCAUUUUGUUUUCUUAAAUCAAUUUUUUCCUUUUUAAUGGGACAACAGUAAUUAAAUUUGGUCACGGAUGCUCCUAAUUUGGUUUGACAAGAUA